Cyanidioschyzon merolae strain 10D is the source of this 795-nucleotide messenger RNA. RefSeq lists its product as hypothetical. The record is from RefSeq and is a predicted model, not a curated record. The transcript has a single exon. NCBI's taxonomy places the organism in Eukaryota, Rhodophyta, Bangiophyceae, Cyanidiales, Cyanidiaceae. Bases 1 to 795 code for a protein of 264 amino acids.
AUGAACUGGAUGUGGGAGACACCAGCGCUAGGGGCUGCAGUGGCGCUGGUAGUGUUCGCUGUCGCUGUUCGUGGUCUCCUCUUCAAGCGCGAUCCGGAGACACGUGUACCCACGAGAACUGGGGCUGCGCUUCGCGAGGAGAACUCGUCACGGCCUCAGCGGCUGGUGCAUGGACCGCCACUGCAGCCGCCAGUGUCGGAGACUUCGACGCCCCAGCGCGUGCUAGGUGCUCCUCGAGUGGUGAUUACCAUCGUAGAGGAGGUUACAUCCAAGUCCCUGUGGGUGCACGGAGAGAGCCUCGACUGGGCGCCCUGGGUUCCAGAAUGGUUUCGACGACUUGCACUGCUUCACUUUGUAGAUGUGUACUUCAUUCUACGCGUUCGAAACGAUCAGGAUUGCUCUCUAUGGUACCAGCAGGUUGGCGCCUUGUGUCGUUCUCCUGCAGGACAGAUUCUGGAUGAGCGUAAGUUUCUGGUUUGUGACACCGCCGCUGGAGCAGCAGCGAUGGUUCGUCAGCUGGAGCCUUCUCUGCAUUUGGAAAGCCUGCGGCUUGCAUCGGAAUGUGCAGUUCGCCUGCAUCGCUUCAUUCCAAAAAUCAUUAUCCUGGCUCAUGAACCAGAACACACAGGAAUCGAACCGUCUACAGUCUUGGAGCAGUUUACGCGUCAUGAUACGCAAAGGGCACCGUUUCGGACUGCAGUGGCCGUGCUGGAUGACCCCAUGGCAAUGUUUGCGAAUCCGCUAUGGCAAGAGGUUGAACUCCAGGUCAGAGCCGGGAUCCAGUGCCCCCGAUGA